This is a messenger RNA of Strongyloides ratti, 297 nucleotides long. RefSeq names its product ShKT domain-containing protein. The record is from RefSeq and is a predicted model, not a curated record. Lineage: Eukaryota; Metazoa; Nematoda; Chromadorea; Rhabditida; Strongyloididae. The transcript has 2 exons. Bases 1 to 297 code for a protein of 98 amino acids.
AUGAAUUAUUCAUUUUUGCUUUGUGCAGCAGCAUGUAAUACUGUUGGAGGAGCUGCAGCUUGUACAUUACCUGUUAAAAGUACUAAAUGUGCUGAUGUUGCCACAAAUUGUGAUAGUAUAAAAUAUUUAUGUACUAAUCCUACUUAUGCUAAUUUAAUGGCAACAAGAUGUAUGAGUACCUGUAAUACCUGUGAUGGAAAACCAGCAACAACAGCUCCUUCUCAGAAUGCUACUACCAUCAAGUCUGUAAAUACAACUACUAUUGCAACCACAACAAUAGCUACUACUACUAUUUAA